CGGCGAGCAGCCAUGGCGUUCCGCGACGUUUCCAAAGAAGCACUCAUUGGAACUGUCACACUGGGAGUUAUUUUUAUGGCAGGAUAUUUGUUCGGGAAGAGAAAACCUAUUCAAAUGAACUUGUCCAAAAGUCACGGCAGCGGGCAAAGCAACCCGCUGAUGCAGUACGUCCUGCGCCACUCCAUGAGGGAACACCCCGCCUUGGCCAACCUCAGACUGAAGACACUGGAGCACAACAAAAACGCCAUGAUGGUCUCCUGCGAGCAGUCGCAGUUUAUGGCCAAUUUGGUCAGACUGAUCAAAUCCAAGAAGGCUAUCGAGAUCGGAGUGUACACAGGUUACAACACGCUGAGCGUUGCGUUGGCGUUGCCCGAUGACGGCGUCGUCGUGGCGUGCGACGUCGAAAAGAAAUAUGCCGACAUUGGCAAACCUUUCUGGAAAGAGGCUGGAGUGGAGAAGAAAAUUGAUCUUCGCAUUCAGCCAGCAUUGGAAACACUGAAUGCGCUGUUGGAUGCGGGCGAGGCCGAAACCUUUGAUUUUGUCUUUCUCGACGCUGACAAAGUUAACUAUGAGGUGUACUACGAAAAGGCUCUGCAGCUCAUCAGGAAAGGCGGCAUCAUUGCCAUCGACAACGUGCUGUGGGGCGGCAGGGUGCUGCAUCCCACCCCGGACGACCCGGAUACGUUCGCCAUCGACAAGCUGAACAAGAAACUGCACAGAGACGCUCGCAUCAGCCUGAGCAUGCUCACCGUAGGGGACGGCCUCACGCUGGCCAUCAAACUGUAGGAAGGCAUCAACGCCAAGGAGAAAUGAUGGUUAUUUGCUUAAAUAUUGGCCAGGGGCCUUUACUUGCUCAACUGCAGAGAAUGCCAGCAAGUCUUAAAAGGCUUUUUAAUUGGCUCUCCAAGUACCACUAUCAUCAUGACCAACGUCAACAUUUUGGAGCAUAGAAGGCCUGGACGUUCAUCAAAAUUGAGACUGACAUUUUAUAGGAAGCCAUUCGAACAUAACGUACAGUUGAAACAUUAAAGCUGCCUAAAUAUAGGAAAAAUUGAAAAAGUACUUCAAUGAGUCAAUAAAAUGUAUGGCACAUAAAAAUUCUAACCUCAAUAAAAGUUAAAAACAAAACUGUUCUUAAAGAUUACAAGCAAAUGUAUUGAACAGUUAAAUACAACUGAAAUGUACUAAGGUAGUGAUUGCUUUCUGACUUUAUUUCUAGAAAUGAGGCAAAUACUGUAAGUGUUGUUCUCAAUUCUUUCCAACUAAUUUUUCAUCGUUUACUUGAGGUAUAGUUUUUAAUCAGGACAACUAUUUGGGACACGGCCUUUACUUGAGGAAAUAACUGUAUUCAUGUGCAAGUUGAUAAUGAUGUUCUGGAAGGAUUUGACAGUAUAAAUUUGUAAUUAUAAUGGCAAGGAAAUCACUUAAUUAAAAUAAAUGACCUGGAUCACCCCCCAAUACCACCAUGUUAAUUUAAAAAAAAAAAAAGACGACACAGUACAACAAAGGAGGAAGCGCUUUACUUGAUAAACGUAGUCUAGUGUGCAAAAUAACAGUUGUGAUGUACAUUCUACACGCACUUGCUUGGAUUGUCAACAUCAAACUGAAUGGAAAAGAUGGUGGCUCUUACAUUUAGCAUUGUGAUCGACAGCAAGGGUUCCCAAUUUGUACGUCCGGGACUCAAAUCGCUCCGAACUUUUUCGGUCACCAUACGUUGUCAAGUUAAUGUUCAAACAGCCGCACGCUUUUUUUAAGAAGUGUUUUGAGGUCUUUCGUAAUACAUUUCAAUAGGUUUGGCUGGUCUUUUGUGACUGGAGCUUCAGUAUGGAUUCAUUGUGAUUCACAAAGGAGAGGAGACAAGGACGUGACAUUUCAGCAGUGCUCGAGAAUAGGGGGGAUUUCCCCCCCCGUUAUUUCUUUAUGGUUAAAAUAAAUUCUGUCUCAAAAUGAAUCCUCACGCCUCCAGCUCCAGUCCCAGGCCCAGUUUGUGCCCGCCGGCGUUUAUGUUUUUCCCGUCCACCAGCGCUGACAGGAUGAGUUUCAUACCUGCAACCAUCAAAUAUUUUAAAGGGGAAGGAAAGGCAAAAAUAACCACUUAGUUUAACAUACUGUGCUAGCUGAACUAUAAGGCAACGAGCUAGUAGCUCCAGUAACUGACGUCACUUCCUCCCUUUCGCCGGAAGUCGGGGCAGAUUCACGUUACAUUCUCGUGACUUUUGCACACAGAAUGACAUCAAAAUGGCGGCCCCCAAUGUGGUGUUUUUUCUUUACGAAAUACUCCGUAGAUUUAAGUAAACGGCAUCAGAUAAAGAAGAUAUGGACAUUUACAAAAUAACUAAGUUUUGACAUCAAGGGUUUACCUCGGCUUUAAGAUUCAUUUUGAAAUCAAAACGGUGCGAGUAAAAAUUAAAAAUAUACAAGAAUUUUCCCUCACCGGGCCGAAGAGUCUGACUGUAUCCGAUUCCGACCAAGCUGGCGUUGUUUACCUUGGCCUGUAGAAAGACGAUUAAGUUUAGAAUUUAGUUACGCUGUAAUAAAUGAAUAAAAAUGAUCAUUUUAAAUGCAUAUUACGAAAUGUUGUUGAACAUACUAGGAACUUAAGAACAAAUGUAACUUUGAUUAUUUCUGCAUUUAAUAAUGUUAUUCACCGAUAUGGAGGCACUGGAGUCCAGCUGGUAUUUGGCAGCAAUACUGAAGCGAGUUCCGUUGCUGCCCGCUGCCCACGCCAGAUUGACGGCAGUCUCCAGCUGCUCGUUCACCUUCUGGUAUAUGGAGCCCCCGAAUUCACAACCAUUGUUUCUGGAAAAACAAAAUGCACCUUUUUGUUCAUUAAGUCUUUCACCUCCCAGCUGUCGACAGUCACCACAGGUGUGCCUCAGGUCUCUAUCCUGGGGCCCCUCUUCAUCACAUACAGUAUCUCAUUCCCACAUAACCCAGUUUUACAAUUGCUCCACUAGCUACAGGUUAAAUUUAGAAUACAUUUCAAAAUCCUCCUCAUUCCUACAUCCAUGUUUUCCCUAAUUGUAUACGUACACAUUGGUGUGUAGCUGGAAGUCUCCCGUCUUGUAGCCAACGGCAAAGUUACUCUGGAGCAUCCUAGACUUGGCCGUGUCGAAACUCAUCUGGUAGCCGGCCAGCCAGCCUUCGUAGCCGGUCACCGCUGCGCCGUGGAUGGUGGGCCCGGCAAAGUCCAGGUCCACGUCCACGCCUGUGUGCAGGUACUCUCGCUUAUAGGCCGUCUUGAUUUUGCCACUCUUCUUGCUGCGUGAAAUAUGAACUUUGUUUUCCACAGUAGUUUAAAAUGUGAAGCACUUAAUUUUCGCCACAAUUUGAACUUUUUAUUGUUGUAUUACUCCAAAGUGGAUUCAAUUCAUUUUUUCCCUCAAAAUUCUACACACAACAACCCAAAAUGAAAACGUGAAAUAUGUGUUUUAACAUUUUUGUAAGUUAGCUAAAAAAGUAUUCACAGGCUUUGCCAUGAAGCUAAAAAUUUAGCUCGCAAUGCUGCAAAGAGGGGCGGUCCAAACUGACCAAAGAAAGGUAUGCCAAGUUUGUGGCAUCCUUUUAAGAAGUACAGUGGUGCCUUGAGAUACCUUGAGUUGAAUUUGUCAUGUAACCACGCUCAGGACUCUAAACAGUCUAAACGGACCACUGAUUAUGUUUUUAAUGAUGAAGGACAAUGAAAGUACGUACCCAGUGUUUGGUGAAAACGUCGUGUCAAAAUUCAGUUUCAGGCCUUUGGUGAUCUAAACAAGAAAAUUAUUGCGUUAUAGCGAGCUGGUAAUUUUCCACCUUUAGAGGUAGAAUCACAUCCAUAAAAUUUUAACACCUGACACUCUCUUUUCCCGUCCUAUUGUGUUGAAAGCAAUUGUCGCUUAGGCUGCGCGACAUCGGGGAAAAAAUGUCCGAUUAUUUUUUUGUUUUUGUAACCCUGCGAUAUAUAUAUUGCAGUGUAAGCAUGCAUUUCUCUUUUCCAUCAAUGUAUUGCUCGUACAGUUUAUACGAAAAUAAUAAACUAUAAUCAAUAAAAUAAACUAUUGUCAAUAGA
Phycodurus eques (leafy seadragon) is the source of this 4048-nucleotide messenger RNA. Its product is annotated as catechol O-methyltransferase domain-containing protein 1-like. The coding region runs from base 13 to 786 and encodes 257 amino acids. The transcript is spliced from 7 exons. Gene Ontology annotation, molecular function: O-methyltransferase activity; S-adenosylmethionine-dependent methyltransferase activity. Lineage: Eukaryota; Metazoa; Chordata; Actinopteri; Syngnathiformes; Syngnathidae. The record is from RefSeq and is a predicted model, not a curated record.